AAGAAGACUGUGAAGCUUGAUUCGAACAAAAAGCAAGUCUCCCCUCUAUCUAUCUAGGGUUCCCCAUGGCCGGCGCCGGAAUCCACCCGUACCAUCAGCAGUGGCCGCCGGCAGCGGCGCCGAUGCCUCCCCCACCUGCCUCCAUCGCCGCUCCGCCGCCGGUACAUCAUCAUCCUCCGCCUCCCGGUCUACUUGACAGCCAUAAUUGUCCUCCAUAUGAGUCAUAUGACGAGCUUCGGACAAUCUUCAUAGCAGGGCUUCCUGAUGAUGUAAAAGAGAGAGAGCUUCUGAAUCUUUUAAGAUGGUUACCGGGUUAUGAAGCUUCUCAGGUGAACUUUAAGGGAGAAAAGCCCAUGGGUUUUGCUCUGUUUUCCACAGGACCACUUGCAGUUGCGGCCAGGGAUACACUUCAGGAUCUGGUGUUUGAUACGGAUUCAAAUUCUGUGUUACAUACCGAAAUGGCCAAGAAAAAUCUGUUUGUUAAGAGAGGAAUCGUAGUGGAUUCAAAUGCUUAUGAUCAGAGUAAGCGCCUACGAACCGGUGGUGACUACACUCACUCUGGUUAUAGUUCGUCUCCCUACCACCACCAUCCACCUCCUCCAGUAUGGGGACUGCCUCAUGGGUAUAUAGCUCCUGCCCCUCCACCUCCACCAUAUGACCCCUAUGCAGGGUAUCAUGUUCCUCCUGUACCAAUGCAUGCACCAACUCCUAUAACAGCUCCUAGUUCAUAUGUGCCUGUCCAGAAUAUUAAAGAUAACCCUCCUUGCAAUACCCUGUUUAUUGGUAAUCUUGGUGAGAAUAUAAAUGAGGAAGAAUUGAGGAGCCUGUUCAGUGCGCAACCUGGUUACAAACAAAUGAAAGUACUGAGACAGGAAAGGCAUACAGUUUGUUUUAUUGAAUUCGAGGAUGUCAAUAGUGCUACAAAUGUUCACCAUAAUUUGCAAGGUGCUGUUAUUCCAAGUUCUGGUUCAGUUGGCAUGCGGAUUCAAUAUUCAAAGAAUCCAUUUGGGAAGAGGAAGGAAGGCAGCCAUCCGGUUCCUCCAUCACCAAGCACUAAUGGAGCUUCCCCGGCCUUGUCUUAGCAGUAACCUGAAGGGGAUGUAUUCUCUUCUUUGAUCUUCCAGCAACUGCACAAUAGGAUGCAUCAUGCAGGGGGGCCACAUGCAUCCAUCUCAUUGCCAACAUUCACAUCAGCAUUUGCUUCUCAUCAUGUGAUGGAUGCAUAUAGUGAUCCCAUCAACAUAACAUGUGUGAGUGUGUUUCUAUUAGCUUUUGUUGCACAUGCAUUCCCAGUGUAGUUUAUGAUGUCUGUUUAACUAUCUAGUAGCUCUUCUUGUCUUCUCUUUCGGGUUUUUCAAUGCAUUUCCUCUUGGUUUCCUUGGGAUUCAUUUGCUCAUUCUGACAAUGGUAUUGAUGGGGGCACCCUGGGUUUGCAUAAUCCCGACAAGAUUCCUUGUGUAAGUUAUUAUAUCUAGGCAAUAUCACUACAUAACAUUAACAUGUGGGCUUUCUGGAACGUGGUGUAUCAAUUUCGGGUCAUCAUUUUUCAGCAUACCCAUUUCCAUAAUUACAUGUUUUGGCUUAGGCUGAUAUGGAAAUGGUCAAUGUAGACAACUGAUGGAUCUUUAGAGGUUAGCAUUCCACGGCAUAAUAGGAUGUAGUUCAGCGAAAAACAAGAGACAUGUCCCGAUGUUGUCCUAAUGCAGGGAUUGAUGUGAAGAAAGCCAUAGCUAACUCUGGUAAGGUUAUCAGGUCAGUCUUCUUUUUCAGGGACAACAGAAGCUCUUACAGUUGAGGCUGCUGAUUUUUUUUUUCCCUUGUCUAACUGACAUUUUUUGAGUGUUAGUUUCAGUGUGUUGAUCUUUGAAGGUACUUGGUUUCUGUAUUCUUGUUCAUACUCUGUCCUGUGUAAUACAGAUGAUAGCCUGAAGACAGACUAGGACUCUGCUUUCCUUCA
Molecule: messenger RNA, 1957 nt
Organism: Tarenaya hassleriana
Lineage: Eukaryota; Viridiplantae; Streptophyta; Magnoliopsida; Brassicales; Cleomaceae
Product: cell wall integrity protein scw1-like
Exons: 9
Coding region: 66-1082 (338 amino acids)
Molecular function (GO): mRNA binding
Source: RefSeq, a predicted model, not a curated record